Messenger RNA from Sphenostylis stenocarpa, 186 nucleotides. NCBI's taxonomy places the organism in Eukaryota, Viridiplantae, Streptophyta, Magnoliopsida, Fabales, Fabaceae. The record is from the annotation of a GenBank genome assembly.
AUGGAUGUGGAUGACAUUUUGAGUGGGAAGGGUUUUUUGUUUGAGAAGAGUCUAGAAGGAGGUGUGGGGAAAAUUGUUUCAACCAUAGAGUUGGGUGGACUCAACUUCCGUUGCCACAACUCGUGGAACACUAAGACAAGGAUUCGGUUGGAUGAAAUUCCAAGAUUCCCCACUAUCUACCUUUAA